Ectocarpus siliculosus is the source of this 779-nucleotide messenger RNA. The record is from the annotation of a GenBank genome assembly. Lineage: Eukaryota; Phaeophyceae; Ectocarpales; Ectocarpaceae.
ACUGCUGCUGUGUCUCUGGAUAGAUUUCAGUAACGCCCUCCUCUGUUCUCACGGACGACCUGACACUCCUCUGCCGAGAAAACUCAAGGGCUGCUGUUGCCGUUGCGGUCCCAAUCUCUACCCCUACCUAGAAGCCCUACACGGCGGCUUUGCACGUAGAGUAAGUCAGCUUUCGGAAGCGGAGAGAGAGGUGUUGCAGCAAUAUGGCCGGCGCGAAGAGGACAUGCGGACGAACAGCCGUGGCUGUGCUGGCGGUCGCCGCUCUCCUCGCCUCUGACUGUGCGUCCGCCCAGGAGAUGCCCGGCAAGGGAAUGACUUGCUGGGACAAGCGCGAGCUGUGCGACCUGAACUGCGUGUACGCCACCACGGCGGAGGACGAGGACUUCAACCUCACGGACUGCAGCACCGGAUGCGUGACCUCACAGGCUUCGUGCACGGACAGCGCCGAGACGCUGGCUUACGUAGAGUGCGCCAAGGAUUGCACGUUGACGUACGACGGGUCCUUGACCAAGUGCAACCAGAAAGUGUCGGACCAGACGAAGAACACCUACGGCGCUAACCUUGAUGCUUGCGCGAACAUUGCCUCGGGGAUCAUGGACGAUUGCAUGGAGGACUGCUACGGAGAAGACCGUUUCAACGGUUGGACUCCCAUGAAGGAGGAAGGCAAGGACGCCAACGGUAUCGACUUGCCCGGGUUGGACGACGGCGUGUGGAGACGCCCCUUCCGUUCCGAGUCGGUCAUCUACGGCCGCCUCAGGGGGGAGUUGGAUCCCAAGUAG